Molecule: messenger RNA, 1740 nt
Organism: Halteromyces radiatus
Lineage: Eukaryota; Fungi; Mucoromycota; Mucoromycetes; Mucorales; Cunninghamellaceae
Product: glycosyl-transferase for dystroglycan-domain-containing protein
Exons: 1
Coding region: 351-1628 (425 amino acids)
Biological process (GO): protein O-linked glycosylation via mannose
Molecular function (GO): xylosyltransferase activity; glucuronosyltransferase activity
Source: RefSeq, a predicted model, not a curated record
UUUUUUUUUGAUGGAUUUUCUGUAUCACAUAUAAUAUAAAAUCUAUUUCAAAUGGCGAUUCUUCUUUCUUUUUUUUGACUAGUGGUUUUAAAAUUGUGCCCCGAUAAAUAUUAACUUUAUAACUUUUUUUUUCUUCCUUUUCUUCUUUAUUUUCCUUUUUAUAUCUGAACUUUCUUUUAUUACAUAUUUACCCACUUGGUAUCACCUCUUUUUUUUUUAUCAUCCAUUCCUAUCAUCUUUUUCUUUUCCUUCUUCCCCUCUCUCCUCUCCUUUCCAUUCCUUUUUGUUAUUCUUAUUAUCUUAGUCUUUCGUUUUUUUUUUUUUUACUUCAUCUCUACUUUGUUAACUUCAUGCGGGAAGCAACUACCAAACUAAUUCAAGUUCUUGUAUUUAUCUAUGCAUUUAUUUCCGUCAUAUAUACAGUAAAGUACUUUUAUUCAUCAUAUCAUUCACAACAAGAUGGAAUAGCACCUUAUUAUAACCAUCACGAAGCACAAGCACAAGAAUUACAAUCAACAAAGAAUAAUGAUGUUAUUACUAACAACUCGGAAAAGGACGCUACAGUGGUAUGGCAUGGGUCUCAAUCAACUAUGCGAGAAACUUUCAUCAUGUCCAAAAUCUUUGCUGAUGCUAUGCAACCUUCUCAACUGACACCCUAUUAUUACAAGGCCAAGACAAUAAAGAUGACGGAUAUUACCAUGGCAACUUUAGUCACCAGAGAUCGUUUCCCAGUACUUAGUCGACUAGCCAGCAAUUACAAAGGACCCAUCUCGGCGGCCAUUCAUAUCAACGAUGAUGAAGAAAAGGAAGCCACUUUACAAGAUUUAGCAACCGUCUAUAAAACAAAUCCGGAUAUGCAAAAAUACGUGGAUGUGCAUUUGGUGGUGGAUACUUUUGAUCGACAAUUCAAUUUAUGGCGCAAUGUGGCCAAACUGUUUGCUCGAACUGACUAUGUCAUGAUGUUGGAUGUAGAUUUCCAUUUGUGUACCAAUCUUCAAUCGUUACGUGAAAAUCCUGAACGACUUGAAUAUUACAUGAAUCGUGCGAAUGGCCGUGUGGCUUUGGUCGUGCCUGCAUUUGAAUAUGUAGCUCAAGCAGAUGGUGUGGAUUACAAGACGUUCCCGACAACAAAACAAGCUUUAUUGGACGAAAUGAGACAAGGCAAGAUUGAUAUGUUUCACAAGGGUUGGAAAAAGGGCCAUGGCGCGACGGAUUAUGAGCGAUGGUAUACAACCAAUGAAUCCUAUGUGGUGACGGAUUAUGACUUUUCCUAUGAACCUUACAUUAUCUAUCCCAAAGAAGGUACACCUUGGUGCGAUGAACGAUUCAUUGGUUAUGGUGCAAACAAGGCGGCAUGUUUAUUUGAAAUCUAUUUAUCUGGCAUGGAAUAUACCGUAUUACCUGACGACUUUUUGAUUCAUCAAACUCACAAAUAUCCGGAAAAGACAAGACGUAAGGAACGACAAUACAAUCGCACUUUGUACAGCAAUUUCCGUGAAGAACUGUGUCUUCGUUAUGCUCGAAUGUUUAUGGCCUCGGGUGAAUGGGACUCUGGUCGUGCUGACAAUUUGAAGAAGGAAUGUGCAAAGAAUCGUGGUUAUAGAACUGCAAUGAAAUCUAUCCUAUAGUGUGUGUUAUUAUAUAUUUAUUUAUUUUUCUUUAUAUAGUUUAUUUAUCCCAUUCAUUCUCUUUUAGACUUUUUUUUAUAUACAUCCAACAUCUUUUUCAUCAUCCUCCCCC